UAUCCACAGCUCACCCUCUCAACCAACUCCGACACGCAAACGAGAUCUCUCUCCAUCUCCAUUCCGGGUAUAUAACAAACCCUCCCCACGGCUCCUUCGUCCUCCUCGUCCUCCUCCGCCAUGGAUGAGCUCAUCGUGGUGGAGCGGCGAUCCCAUGGAUCCGCGGUGGCCGUGGUCACCAUCAACCGCCCCGGCGCGCUCAACUCGCUCACGCGCCCCAUGAUGGUCGCCCUCGCAGGCGCGUUCCGCCGCCUCGACGCCGACGACGCCGUGGCCGCGGUGGUCCUCGCCGGGCGCGGCCGCGCCUUCUGCUCCGGCGUCGACCUCACCGCCGCCGAGGACGUCUUCAAGGGCGACGUCAAGGACCCCGCCGCCGACCCCGUCGCCGCCAUGGCCGCGUGCCGGAAGCCCAUCGUCGGCGCCGUCGCCGGAUUCGCCGUCACCGCCGGGUUCGAGAUCGCCCUCGCCUGCGACCUGCUCGUCGCGGGCCGCGACGCCAAGUUCGUCGACACCCACGCCAAGUUCGGCAUCUUUCCUUCUUGGGGCCUCUCACAAAAGCUCUCGCGGAUAAUUGGACCAAACAGGGCUCGAGAAGUGUCACUCACUGGUAUGCCUAUAACUGCAGAGAUGGCUGAAAAAUGGGGGCUGGUUAAUCAUGUUGUGGACAGUAGUGAAGUUUUAAAUAAAGCCAUAGAGAUCGCAGAGGCCAUUACGAGGAACAACCGAGACAUGGUACUGAGAUACAAGUCGGUUAUAAACGAUGGCUUCAAGCUGGACUUGGCUCAUGCUCUUGAUCUAGAAAAGGAAAGAGCUCAUAGCUAUUAUGAUGGGAUGACCAAGGAGCAAUUUGGGAAAAUGCAAGAAUUUAUACGAAGUCGACGCUCAAAACCAGCGUCCAAGUUGUAGACAGUUGAAGAUCUAAUGAAGCCAAAAAGCUUCCCAUGCGAAAAUGUUCGAUAUCAUUGGUGUAUCGCAAUAAACCCAAAGGAAAGAGAAUGUUUAAUGUGGUGAUGUAUCACAUUCCAAUAAGGUUUUAGAAAGAUAAGAGUGAGAAAUAAGAACAAAGAUAUAUUUCCGUUACACGCGGUAUAUCUGUUGUUGUCUUGUUUAUCUUCUUACACUGUAUGCCUUGGGCUCCUCUCUUAUGAUUAUGAAUUCUACAUCUUUAAGGUUAAAAGCGGCCAAAAAAUACCCAAAAACUUUUUUUUACCUGAUUGCGAAGCAGCACAUUGACUAUGAAUUAUGAAAUGUUGUUACGAAUGCUGGA
Molecule: messenger RNA, 1267 nt
Organism: Ananas comosus (pineapple)
Lineage: Eukaryota; Viridiplantae; Streptophyta; Magnoliopsida; Poales; Bromeliaceae
Product: probable enoyl-CoA hydratase 1, peroxisomal
Exons: 3
Coding region: 121-906 (261 amino acids)
Cellular component (GO): peroxisome
Source: RefSeq, a predicted model, not a curated record